UUAUCCACCAAACCCUACACUCAACUAUUUCUCCACCUUUAACACUCCAAAUUCAGUAGAUAAGGCCAAAUUCUUGUGCAGCUACCCUAUCUUUAUCAGAUACCCUUUUCUCUACUGUCCAUUCACUACUCAUAGAGCCUAUUUUCGUUCUUUCCAAUGGCUUGCUCUGCUUCUUCUUCAACUGCUCUGCUUUCUUCUACUUCUAGAGCUUCCAUUUCCCCCAAAUCACACAUUUCUCAAUCAAUUUCUGUUCCUUCUGCUUUUAAUGGACUUCGCAAUUGUAAGCCCUUUGUUUCUCGUGUAGCUCGUUCAAUCUCUACUCGUGUUGCUCAAUCAGAACGCCGUCGCUUUGCUGUCUGUGCCUCUAGUGAACUCCCACUUGUUGGAAAUCAAGCACCAGACUUUGAGGCUGAAGCUGUUUUUGAUCAAGAAUUCAUCAAGGUUAAAUUGUCCGAGUACAUCGGGAAGAAAUACGUGAUUCUCUUUUUCUACCCGCUAGACUUCACAUUUGUUUGCCCUACAGAGAUCACUGCUUUCAGUGACCGUUAUGAAGAAUUUGAAAAGGUGAACACAGAAAUAUUGGGUGUUUCUGUAGACAGUGUGUUCUCCCACCUUGCAUGGGUCCAAACUGAGAGAAAGUCUGGUGGUCUAGGUGAUCUGAAUUAUCCAUUAAUUUCUGACGUAACCAAGUCAAUUUCAAAAUCAUACAAUGUACUGAUCCCUGAUCAGGGGAUUGCAUUGAGAGGACUUUUCAUCAUUGACAAGGAAGGAGUUAUUCAACAUUCAACCAUUAACAAUCUUGGAAUUGGUAGAAGUGUCGAUGAAACAUUGAGAACUCUUCAGGCGUUGCAAUACGUUCAGGAGAACCCAGACGAGGUGUGCCCAGCCGGAUGGAAGCCCGGGGAGAAAUCCAUGAAGCCUGACCCCAAGGGCAGCAAAGAGUACUUUGCAUCCAUAUAAGGAGAUGAAUUAGAUUGCUUUUUAUCUAAUUUGUUGUUUACAGAAGCUGGAGAGAAUACUUUUCUGCAACGUUUUUUCUAAGGUACUGGUUGAGUUUUGGCAUUUUUUUGAGAAUAAAUAUGUGCACUAAUGUAUUCUGCCUAA
Solanum stenotomum is the source of this 1104-nucleotide messenger RNA. RefSeq names its product 2-Cys peroxiredoxin BAS1, chloroplastic. NCBI's taxonomy places the organism in Eukaryota, Viridiplantae, Streptophyta, Magnoliopsida, Solanales, Solanaceae. Bases 157 to 960 code for a protein of 267 amino acids. The record is from RefSeq and is a predicted model, not a curated record. Gene Ontology annotation, molecular function: thioredoxin peroxidase activity. The transcript has 7 exons. Gene Ontology annotation, biological process: cellular response to stress; response to oxidative stress; hydrogen peroxide catabolic process.